This is a messenger RNA of Amphiprion ocellaris (clown anemonefish), 1595 nucleotides long. RefSeq names its product inhibitor of growth family, member 2 (gene ing2). Gene Ontology annotation, biological process: positive regulation of DNA-templated transcription. Gene Ontology annotation, cellular component: nucleus. The transcript is spliced from 2 exons. The coding region runs from base 143 to 988 and encodes 281 amino acids. The record is from RefSeq and is a predicted model, not a curated record. Lineage: Eukaryota; Metazoa; Chordata; Actinopteri; Pomacentridae.
CAGUGGCUUGAGUUUUGUUUGAAGUGAACUGCUGCUUGGAACUGCCCUACAAGCUGCAAAGUCGCCAAGCAUUUGAUUUUAACAGUAUAUUUUUCCACAUUUCCUCCAUAUUGUUUUAGUGCCUCUAUGCAUCGUAGAGACGAUGUUAGGCCAUCACUAUCCAAAUGCCGACAAGUCGCAACAACUGGUCAACUAUGUGGAGGAUUAUCUGGAAUGUGUGGAGUCCCUGCCUUUGGACAUACAAAGAAAUGUUUCUCUGCUUCGAGAAAUCGAUGCAAAGUAUCAAGAGGUGCUGAAGGAGGUGGAUGAAGUGUUUGAGAAAUACAAAGGUGAGCAAGAUGCAGCUCAGAGAAAGCGCCUGCAGAUCCAGCUGCAGAGAGCGCUCAUCAUCAGCCAGGAGCUAGGUGAUGAGAAGAUCCAUGUCGUAACCCAGAUGACAGAGCUGGUGGAGAAUCGUUCCCGUCAGAUGGACUCCCACUCCCUGUGCCUACAGGAGCCCAGCGAGGCUGAGCGACUAACUACAGAACGGCGUUCCAGCAUCCAGGAGUCCCCAGCCCCUGAACGCGCCUCAACUCGCCGCCCGCGGCGUCAAAGGAACAGCGAGAGCCGUGACUCCAGCCACCCAUCUGCUAAUGGUUCUAUGGUGGACGACCCCGUGGAAGAGUUGUCCCUUCCUCCACCCCGAGAGAAGAAGUCCAAGUCUGCAAAGAAGAAGAAACGCAAGGCCAAACAGGAACGAGACGCCUCGCCUGUCGACUUUGCUAUUGAUCCCAAUGAGCCCACCUACUGUCUUUGCGAACAGGUGUCUUACGGUGAGAUGAUCGGCUGCGACAAUGACCAGUGCCCUAUUGAGUGGUUCCACUUCUCCUGUGUGGGACUCACCUACAAGCCCAAGGGCAAAUGGUAUUGCCCCAAAUGCAGAGGGGACAAUGAAAAGACCAUGGACAAAAGCAUAGACAAGAACAGAAAAGAUCGCAGGUCCAGGUAGUGACCCUCACCUGUAAGAUGCCUUCAGCCUGAGCGUUAGGACUGUCUGUCGUAGUUGAUAAGAGUACUUGUGAUGUUGUAAGAGCACAAUCGAACACCAUUAGCAGCAGCGCUUAUAGUUAAUCAAGGACAAGUUGUGAUUGAACUUGUGCUGGCUAUAAUUGUACUGCAGUCUAUAGGGAGUUCACCUGCUGCAAAAAUCAUCAGCUUGAAGCUGCCAUCUUCCAAGUGUUUGCUUUUUGUGAGAUUAUUAUUUUUUUAUUUUGACAUAUGACAAAAAAUGAAAGCAUCUUUUGAUUACUAUCCCUUUUCACUCCGGACAAGGUCCUAAUAAAAAAUAGGGUAUUCCUGCUAAUGGACAUUAUUUUCUUUACUUUGGCCACUUUUUGAAUUGUGCUCAAUUUUUGGAAUCAGUGUCUGUCUUAUGGACAUGACUUGUAGAGAUUAACUUACACAUAUAAUAUGUUUACAAGACAUUGAUAUUUAAUUUAGGAGAUGACUGUUGAAGGGACACUGGAAGAGGACUUAAUGUUUGUGUUGUCACUGAUUCACUAUCACUAUUAUGUACAUUUCUUUUUACAUAUAUUAAAACAAAGUAUAGUCAUUGA